AGCUGCUCGACGUUCCUCCGUUCUUUUACAGAAGUCCAACUCACUUCAUGUGAAGGGACGUCCACUGACAGACCCCACAUUUCCUCGUCUUCCCCGCGGACUCUAUGGAAGCAUCACUGCAAUGGAGUGAAGCCGAGGCGCUGGAAAAGAAACUAGCGUCCAUGCUGAAAGAUCGUCAGUCCACUGGUCGGCUCCUUGAGCAAACUGUUACGCAGUCAGUUUCCGAACUUCUUCCCCACUGGUUGAUUGAGCUGAUGCUCUGUAUUUCGAAGACUGCAAGAGGCAUAUGAGACAGUUAUCUUUCAAGAUUUCCGCUUCGCGCAGGAGAAGGAUGUUGAAGGCCGCAUGUGGCUCAAACACCACCGGAUCAUUGAGCAGUACCGAAAGAACCUUACCCACUUCCAGAAUCAGUACGGCAAAAAACGGCCGGUGGAGCUGCGGAAGCUACAGGAUGCCUUUGUUGGAUUCAUCAAGCAGACCACCCGGUUCUAUCGCUCGUUCAUCCAGCGCUUGAUAUCGCACUUUGGGGUCCACGAGCUGGAAUGGAUCAUCACCAGAUUUCAUCUCUCCAUGAGCAUACCGGACACAGUCAUAGAAUGUAACUCGGAUACCAGGCAGCAAGUCAUUCGAUCCUGCCAUCGCACUUUGGUCUUCCUCGGGGACCUAUCUAGAUACCGAGAAGUUCCUCGAAAUCCAAAAAACUGGGGGCCCGCAACUGGAUAUUAUACUCUUGCCAAAACUUUGAUUCCGGUGUCUGGAACGCCACACAACCAGUUGGCUGUCAUCGCGAUCAAUGAAGGCUCCAACCUAUCCUCCACAUACCACCUUUACCGGGCUAUGUCCGUGGCAGAGCCAUUCCCUCAAGCCAGCGAAAACCUCGAGAAGGGUUUCAGAAAAGCACUCAAGGCUUAUGAAUCAGAAACACCGGCAACCACCCGCCUCAUGAGGAAAGAAGAACAAUCCGUGAAGGAUCUGAUAACACUAUUCGUCCGAUUACAUGCCAAAUGUUAUACGGCUAGAGACUUUUCCGAUUACGAGAGCUUGGAGAGCGAGAUGUUGACGCAGCUCGCGCAGGAUCUUAAAGACCGAAAUUUGUCGAAUGGGAUCUUGACGAAGAUGGUCCUGAUCAACAUCGCGGCCCAAUACUUUGCCGCCAAACGGGCAUCCCGCCAUGCGACCUCCCACUCUUUCGUCAGCUUUCUCCGUCUGAAUGUGGCCACAUUCACCACCCUCCAUCAAGUAUUCCAACCCGAGCUCGAACGGGCCGUUGGCGAACGUACCUCCAACGAUGCUGAAAACCUUAGCGCAAUUGGCCGCCGAAUGCUUCCCAGCCUGCGAAUAUACUCCACUUGGCUCCAAGUCAACCAUCCUAUCCUUGUGAACCAGCAAACAGGCACUGCAAUCUCCGUUCUGAUCAAGCAGUUAUGGCAGACAUACGCCAACACCCUGUCUCUGCUUGCUGCCACCUUCAGUAUCAGUAUGGACAACUUUCCCACACUGGAUUAUCUCCUCGAAGAAGACGAUGAUACCCUCGGCUUUCAGCCGUUUGCGCAGAUCAAUGGGAAUACUACUGUGAAUUGGAAAGACGAGCAGAGGGGGGAGACGGAUCGCGCGCAUCCGAACGAGGAGGUUCUGGCACGGAUCCAUUUCCUCCUCGAGGAUGGAAAGCAUCUGUGUCUCAAAGAAGAUGUUCCAAUCACAGCCUCGAGCGAUGGCACGAUAACGUACAAAGAAGAAGGGAUCCUGACCAGCACGCCAUCGAUCGGGAUGAACUCGAGUCUAAACAUCACCGGCAGCGAAUCGGCCUUCAUCAGCAAAAAGCUCACGCGCCCCGAGGGCUCGUUGGCAGAGAGUGUGCUGGGACAGGGAGGCGCGAGUAUUGUGGACUCUGUUACCGGGUCAGAGACUAUGAUUGUCAUGAAUCGUAUGGUGGAUUCUCUUGUCGGUCCUAGAGAGGAUGCGAGCGAUGAUGAGGUUGUGGGGAAGAAACGGAAGAAACCAUAUGAGCUAUGAACGGGAGGGGACGAGGGCAUUGGGACGGAUGGACAGCUGUAGUCUAGUAAUCUUGUGCGAAGGCACCGGCUGACAUGGGUUUGAUGAGAAGAUGACGAUAUCAUGGAGACAACAAGCGCGAAGUAGAUGGUAGCCCAUCGAGAAUAGAUGAACCGAAUGAGAUUUUUUUGUUUGUUGAAACAGUACAAG
Molecule: messenger RNA, 2202 nt
Organism: Tricharina praecox
Lineage: Eukaryota; Fungi; Ascomycota; Pezizomycetes; Pezizales; Pyronemataceae
Exons: 7
Coding region: 346-2013 (555 amino acids)
Biological process (GO): nuclear-transcribed mRNA catabolic process, nonsense-mediated decay
Cellular component (GO): telomerase holoenzyme complex
Molecular function (GO): protein binding; telomeric repeat DNA binding; telomerase RNA binding
Source: RefSeq, a predicted model, not a curated record